AUGGACAAGUCCCUCUUGCUGGAACUCCCCAUCCUGCUCUGCUGCUUUAGGGCAUUAUCUGGGUCACUUUCAAUGAGAAAUGAUGCAGUCGAUGAAAUAGUUGCCAUGAAAAACAAUUUUCCUGUGAUAGAAAUUGUUCAGUGUAGGAUGUGCCACCUCCAGUUCCCAGGAGAAAAGUGCUCUAGAGGAAGAGGAAUAUGCAUAGCAGCAACAGAAGAGGCCUGCGUGGCUGGAAGGAUGUUCAAAAGGGAUGGUACUCCCUGGUUAACCUUCAUGGGCUGCCUAAAGAACUGUGCUGAUGUGAAAGACAUAAGGUGGAGUGUCUAUUUGGUGAACUUCAGGUGCUGCAGGAGCUAUGACCUGUGCAAUGAAGACCUUUAGAAGUUAAUGGUUCUUCUGUGACUACAAUUUCUGGGUGAGGUUGUUGCCUCAGCCUCUUCACAAUGACUUUCUAAAAAAAAAUCACACACACACACAUAUACACACACACAUACACACACACACACACUACAGAAGAGGAUUGCAAACACAUGGCUCCAUCUUCUGCACA
Messenger RNA from Symphalangus syndactylus (siamang), 550 nucleotides. It is a transcript of the gene PATE1, whose product is annotated as prostate and testis expressed 1. NCBI's taxonomy places the organism in Eukaryota, Metazoa, Chordata, Mammalia, Primates, Hylobatidae. The record is from RefSeq and is a predicted model, not a curated record.